AUGAUUUAUUUGCUAGAACCAAUGCAUGAUGCAACAGAAAUUCUUUCUAAAAGUUUAUAUCCAAGUAUUUCUGAUGUUUGUUUAACUUUUAUGAGGUUAUUUAUUCAUAUUGAUCAAUUUAAAGCUUAUAAUUCACAUUUAGAAGCUAAAUGUUUAAUAGCAGAAUUAAUUAAAAAAAAAUUAAAUAAAUAUUGGUCUAUUCUUGAUGCUAAUGAAUCAACAAAAAUAGCUUCAAUUCUUGACCUAACAUUAAAACUAUUAACAUUUCAGCUUAAUGAUAAAAAAAAUUUUAUUUUUGCUAGUCUGCGAAAUAUAAUUGAUCAAUAUAAAUUAAUACCAGCAGGUGAUACUUCUAAUUCUUCUAGCUUAAUAUUUGAUGAUAAAUGA
Molecule: messenger RNA, 387 nt
Organism: Racocetra fulgida
Lineage: Eukaryota; Fungi; Glomeromycota; Glomeromycetes; Diversisporales; Gigasporaceae
Source: the annotation of a GenBank genome assembly